AUGGCAACAAAAAUCCCUGUAACGAAGUACUUUCGACCAUUUGUGCCACCAUUACCGCCUGGCACAAAAAUUAGCAACGAUUUAUAUUGGGAUCUAUAUAUUUAUCGGCCACUUUGUCGCCUUUGGGAACGUGUGGGUGUGUAUUUGUACAAUCGAGUGAUUAAUCGCUUCGAAAUUGGCGUAAGAGAUAAAGCAUAUAAUGCUCGCAUUCAUGGUCCUUACUGUCCUUGGAGAUAUUAUGGAACUAAAAAAGAUACAAAAUUGAUGGAUGUGAAAUUAUGCGACCUACCAGCGUGGUUUUCACGUCGUGACAAAUCGAUUGGAGGUAUUGCAAACGCCGCUGUGAAAAGUUUUUACAGAUUCGAGCAUUACUAUUUCGAUCACUAUCUUAUUAAUUUGCCACGAUUCUUCUUGCGUUUCGUUCUUUUUGCUUAUCUGCUGGGAAUAAUACUUUUCUAUGAUGAGAUUCCAGCUUCUGUUGCGCAGUAUCACUGGUGA
Messenger RNA from Brugia malayi, 498 nucleotides. Its product is annotated as ATP synthase f chain, mitochondrial, putative. Lineage: Eukaryota; Metazoa; Nematoda; Chromadorea; Rhabditida; Onchocercidae. The transcript is spliced from 3 exons. The record is from RefSeq and is a predicted model, not a curated record. Bases 1 to 498 code for a protein of 165 amino acids.